Molecule: messenger RNA, 1621 nt
Organism: Cucurbita moschata (crookneck pumpkin)
Lineage: Eukaryota; Viridiplantae; Streptophyta; Magnoliopsida; Cucurbitales; Cucurbitaceae
Product: eukaryotic translation initiation factor 3 subunit M-like
Exons: 10
Coding region: 150-1382 (410 amino acids)
Biological process (GO): cytoplasmic translational initiation
Cellular component (GO): cytoplasm; eukaryotic translation initiation factor 3 complex
Molecular function (GO): translation initiation factor activity
Source: RefSeq, a predicted model, not a curated record
GGAAUUUAUAGGGAAAAAGGGCUCUCAAUUCUACGUGAGAAUCAGAAGCUUUAAUCAGCUAGGGUUUUCUGCAGCCUCCCUUGGCGCCUUACUGCUGUAAGUGAAGGGAGGAGAAGAUCGGACCUUGGAUUUGUUUCAGAGGUUCUACAAUGGCGACUAUCGUUCAAACAUCUGAGGAAGAUGCGGCGCUCACUGUCGUUCGCUUUGCCUCUGAGCUCGCUUGGGCCGACGCCGGUUCCGAGGCUGCUGAGGCACAAGUUAAUAGACUCUGCGUUGAAGCCCAAGAAUGUAUUGUUAUGGGAAGAUGGUUGGAUUUGGCAUCUCUAAUGCUUACUUCUGCUGACUUGAUAUUUUCAAAGGUUUCUGAAAAAGAUCUUGAGUGUGUAUUCACUGUUAUCUGUAAUCUUGUCACAAAGUCUGGGAGUCAAAAAGAAUUGCUUGAAAUGGCAGAGCUUAUAUCUUCAAAGAUUGGCCAACAACCAAAUGACAAACCUGCACUGCGCUUAAAGAUCUUGUUCAAUCUGUACAACUUACUUGAGGAUCCAUAUUGUCGGUUCCAUGUUUACAUGAAGGCCCUAGAUUUAGCUCUUAAGGGGAAGGUCCCUGAACAUAUACUUCCAUCAUUAAAAAAGAUGGAGAGUUUCUUGAGAGAGUGGAAUAUUGGAAUUGUAGAGCAGAGACAACUUUUCCUCGCCAUCGCUAAUGUUUUGAAAGAAAGUAAGAGUGCCGCAAAUGAUUAUUUCAAGUUCCUUACCAAAUACUUGGUGACUUUCUCCGGUGAAGAUGCCCAUACCUUGAGUGAAGCAAAGGAGGAAGCUGCUCAUGCAAUUGUUGAAUUCGUAAGGGCACCAAACAUGUUUAAGUGUGACUUGUUAGACAUGCCUGCUGUAGGGCAACUGGAGAAUGAUGCCAAAUAUUCUUUGGUUUAUCAGCUUCUGAAGAUUUUUCUGGCUCAGAGAUUGGAUGCUUACUUGGAAUUUCAAGCUGCAAAUUCUUCUUUAUUGAAAAGCUAUGGUCUCGUCCAUGAAGACUGUAUAGCAAAAAUGAGGUUAUUGUCAUUGGUGGAUCUUGGCUCAAAUGAAUCUGCCCGCAUUCCAUAUUCUCUCAUCAAGGACACACUUAGGAUCAAUGAUGAUGAGGUGGAACUGUGGGUCGUGAAGGCCAUUGCUUCCAAGUUGAUUGACUGCAAAAUGGACCAGAUGAAUGAAGUCGUGAUUGUGAGCCGAUGUACUGAGCGUGUAUUUGGGCAGUAUCAAUGGGAAACACUUAGGACGAAGCUAGCUACAUGGAGGGGUAAUAUUGCGAAUGUGAUUGGCACCAUACGAGCAAACAAAAUAGUUGAUGAUGGAUCACAGGCUGUGCAAGGUUUGGCAAUUCGCUGAAGAGUGGAUUUUUUGUUGAUCUGUAAGUUAAAUCGCCUACCGUUCCUGAUUAAUACUAGGAUGUCUCAUGUUCUGCUCAUUCCUCUGAAUUUGUUCAAAUUUUGACAUGGAGAACUACAUUUGAAUAGGAGCCGUUGGUUUACAUUAGUGGACUGUAUCAAUCAUCUACACUCCAGGACUUUCAAUCGGCUCUCUGAUCUUAAUUUAUUUGAGUAGUGGUAUUUUUUGUUUUCAUCCCA